CAAAUGUUCAAGCCGUUCCCGUCGGCGAGCACCAUGUGUUGAGCUUGUAUCCUCACAGCAAUUCUUCGCCUCCGAUUAAUCACCCAGCAAGUCCAUCCCGUUCUCCAAGAGACCAAGGCCUAUCUAUCAUCUAUGCAAUAUGAGCGCCCAGUCGAAGCUCCUCACAAUUGGGUUGGUUUUAGCUUUUGGCAUUGGCAAUGCCUAUUAUGCAUUCAAUCCGAGUUUGAAGGAGCUCAAGGAACAAAAGGAGGGCGCAAGCAGCAGCAAACCACUCUCUAGUCAACAGCCCUUCAGACCACAACCACCACCUGGCCAGCAACAAGAGUCUAGAUGAGAGCAGCAAGUCCUGGCAUUCCCAUUUGAUAGCCUCGUUGCUUGAGCGUGUGGUUGCACCUAUAAGUAAAGCGGCAGUUUGGGCCUUGCGUAAUGCCAUACAGAAGAGAAGCGUGAACUAAGUUACUGCUAAGUUAUCAGUUGUAUUGUACAUAUAUGUAUUUGUUCUCAUAUACCUAAGGUAAUGCAGUGCUAUAGGACAACAACCGCUCCUAUCUUCUUGUUUGUGGGUUAACGACAGGAGAAGCGCGAACCUGGGACUCACUGUUUCUGACUCUCUGUUCAAAGGUCUUAAGUUAAUAGGGCUUCGACAUGUUAACACUCCUACACAGCGGUGAUGUGAAUUGCACCGUAUCAUUGCUUCUUGUUAUUGUCUAACCCGAACGCUAUAGAUUCCCGA
Molecule: messenger RNA, 733 nt
Organism: Canariomyces notabilis
Lineage: Eukaryota; Fungi; Ascomycota; Sordariomycetes; Sordariales; Chaetomiaceae
Exons: 3
Source: RefSeq, a predicted model, not a curated record